AUGGGUUAUACGAUUCUCAGGUCAGAUUACAAAACGGUUAUUUUAGAGCGCCUUUUCGCGGAAUUUGGAAAUACAAAUGCAGAUUUGUUAGCUAAUCUAAUACUCACGAAUUGUAUUUGGAAAAGCGAUAUUCUGCAAUACGUUUUGGAAAACUUUGAGCCAUCUCAAGUAACAAAUAAAUUACUUUUAUUCAGAAUUUCCAAUAAAUUCUCAGUUUCAAUGCACACAUUAAGUAUCCAUCGUUUUGUAAACAAGAUACUCGAGAUUUCAAUCAAGAUUUACUUUACAGACGAAAGUUUGCAAAACGAAAGAUUAGAAUUCGUUAUCAAAACAAUUUUAGAUACAAAAGAAGAAUAUUUAGAAUACGUACCAAAAGAAUUAAUUGAAAGAUUAAAAAUUACAGCAAUGAAGAUGAAAUAA
This is a messenger RNA of Trichomonas vaginalis G3, 420 nucleotides long. RefSeq lists its product as uncharacterized. The coding region runs from base 1 to 420 and encodes 139 amino acids. The record is from RefSeq and is a predicted model, not a curated record. The transcript has a single exon. Lineage: Eukaryota; Parabasalia; Trichomonadida; Trichomonadidae.